CGACGAGGCAUAUAGAAAGUGACUUUUACCGUAGUUUGUGGUCACUCUAUAGUCUAUUCUAUGUUUUACGGUUGCUGUUAUUGACUGGUAUUGCCAGGAAUUGCAAUUGUGUCCAAGUGUGUACUAAUUAAAGGGCAAAAUGCUUACCAGGCGUUUGGCUGUUAGCGCACCAAAGGUUUUAAAGCGCAAUAUUGGCAUUGUUGCACCAGCAUUGCAAAAGGCUAGUGAUCCGAUUCAGCAACUAUUCAUCGACAAAAUUCGUGAAUACAAAUCGAAAAGCGCCAAUGGAAAAUUAGUUGAUCCCACUCCUGAAAUUGAGAAAGAAAGACAAGCAGAACUUGAGAGACUUGCAAAACAAUAUGGUGGUUCAGACAGGAAUCAAAUGUCACAGUUUCCUACUUUCCAAUUUAAAGAACCAGUGAUUGAUGUCAGUUCAAUUAAAAACUAAUGGAUUAAUGAAACUGUAUAUGCAAUUAGAACAUCUGUAAUCAAAUUGUUAUAUUUAAAAUUAAGUUAUCAGUUGUAAAAAUACAAAUAUAUGUAAAAUUAUAAAUGAAA
This is a messenger RNA of Hylaeus volcanicus, 558 nucleotides long. It is a transcript of the gene ATPsynCF6, whose product is annotated as ATP synthase-coupling factor 6, mitochondrial. The record is from RefSeq and is a predicted model, not a curated record. The coding region runs from base 140 to 448 and encodes 102 amino acids. The transcript is spliced from 4 exons. NCBI's taxonomy places the organism in Eukaryota, Metazoa, Arthropoda, Insecta, Hymenoptera, Colletidae. Gene Ontology annotation, molecular function: proton transmembrane transporter activity. Gene Ontology annotation, biological process: proton motive force-driven ATP synthesis.